Nannizzia gypsea CBS 118893 is the source of this 558-nucleotide messenger RNA. RefSeq lists its product as hypothetical. The record is from RefSeq and is a predicted model, not a curated record. NCBI's taxonomy places the organism in Eukaryota, Fungi, Ascomycota, Eurotiomycetes, Onygenales, Arthrodermataceae. The transcript is spliced from 2 exons. Bases 1 to 558 code for a protein of 185 amino acids.
AUGGAGAUCAGCGGCAAGAUUAUAGAAGCGGCUUUGAAGGGCAGACGAGAGCGAGGGCUUACCACCAGAUCCGUGGCUACUGAGCAAGCGGCAAGACGAAGCCAGUCUGCGAUAUCCAGGCUGGCCGGCGAGGUUUGUUGGGUCUGGUGCGAGGGUCGAGGGAGGAAGAAAGAAUGGGUUUUGACGGAGGCGCCGGACUUGGGCUGGGCUGUCUACGACUGUCUUAUGGUUAUGACUGCGACCUGUUUCUACGGUACGUAUGUACGUCUUGUCUAUCAUAUCCCCCUUCUACGAGCCGAACUAUGCUAUGCGCAUCCGCUGCCCAAACGAGAGCCAGACAGACAGGAGACUCGGUCAGGAUCUUUAUGCGCAAGUAAGGCACGGGGCCCAAUGAUACCUCAUGAUGCUGCUGCUGUUAAUGCGCUCAGCGCUGCUGUCAGGUCGUCUAUCAACCGUCAGCCAGUUUGGUCCGCCAGUCAGUCAGUCAGUCACUGUCAGCCCGUCGUUUGUGUCCAUCUAGAAUCGGCGGAAAGCCUUCCUCCCAAGACAGUAAACUAG